CACAAUGUGCGGGCAUCCUUUUCUCGCCGUCGACACACAUGGAAUGCGCUGACGACUUUGACCCUGCUCUCUUAGUCAUCGUAGGCACACAGCUCAAAGAGGGAUGUGUCGAAUCUACGUAGUCAUAUCUGUGAUUAGACCAUUGGGUAAAAAUAAAGGGUGCGAGACGGCUGGUUUGAACGAUUCUCCCUGCAUUUUUUGGGAAAGAAUGCCCAGCGAAGUCAAGCCUCGGAUUGUUGUUCUCUAUGGGUCUCAAAAAGGUCAAGCACAGUCCAUAGCAGAGGGGAUAGCUGAAGAGGCAGAGGAGCAUGGUCUACUUGCAGAGCUCAGCUGCUUAAAUCAGAAAGAUAAGUACAAUUUGGAGAAGGAGAAGUCCCCAGUGGUCUUUAUUGUGUCUACUACUGGAGAUGGGGAGCCACCAGACAAUGCCCUGCAAUUUGUCAAGCACAUCAAGAAGAAGACCCUCUCCUCUGUUCACUAUAAACACCUUCACUAUGCACUUUUAGCUUUAGGAGACACCAAUUAUGAAAACUUUUGCAAAUGUGGCAAAACAAUUGAGCGGCGUCUACAGGAACUCGGAGCCCAAAAAUUCUAUGCAACAGGAUAUGCAGAUGAUGGUGUAGGGUUGGAGGUGGUUGUGGACCCUUGGCUUGAAGGACUGUGGAAAGCUGUCAAAGCAGCGUUAACAAAUAUGAUUUCUAAUUCGAGUAUUAAAGAGGAUUCUGAGAAGACAAUUCCAGAUUCAUUGAUACCAGACGUCCAACUAAACCUGCUAAGCCUCACUGACGACCAGUCCCCUGAUUUUGAUCCCAAAUGUGCAUCUAUGGGUUCAGCUUCUGCCACACAGGCGGGAUCACCGUCUGGUGGUGUUGUCAGUUUAACCACACGGCCACAAGAGACACAAAACAUAAAUCUUGGAAUGUCCAAUGCACCGUCACUAUCACACUCUGUGUCUCCGCUGUCAGAUGCAUCUCUUAAUGUUCCUGCUCUACCUCCACCUUUCCUAGAAGUGUCUCUUCAGGAAGUAGACACUGUGGAUGAGGUGAGGGUGCUUGUUAAAAGUCACGAUUUGGCUCUCCUAGAUCCUUUUCCUGUUGUAAUUAAAUUGAAAGUUCUUAUACCUGUAUAUUUUUUUUGUAUUUUGUUGUCUUUUUUUCUUCUUUUAAAAAAAAAAAAAAUGAGCACCUGUUUCAUUCAGAUUUUUGGACCGUUAAACUGUGAAACUCUCAAUGAGGUUCCCAUAUCACGUGCAGUUUGUUUAACAACAGGCGAGUCAGUCAAGACAGCCAUCCUUCUUGAACUUGACAUCUCGGCUUACCCAUUGUUGAACUAUCAACCAGGGGAUUCGUUUGAUGUUUUCUGCCCAAAUAGAGCGUCUGAGGUCAAGCAAUUACUCAAAAGAGUGGGCCUAGAGGAUCAAAAGAAUCAUCACGUCCAAGUUUCUUUACUUAAAAACACAAAGAAAAAAGGUGCUCAGGUGCCCUCCUAUAUCCCUCAGAACAUUUCUUUAUUGUACCUGCUCACAUGGUGUCUGGAGAUAAGAAGUGUUCCAAAGAAGGCCUUCUUGCGAGCACUGGCUGAGCAUACAGCAGACAGCGUGCAGAGGAGGAGACUGCAGGAGCUUUGUAGCAAACAAGGCGCCGCUGACUACAACCAGUUUGUGAGAGAGUCAAGCCUCAGUGUUUUGGAGCUUCUCGCCGCCUUCCCAUCCUCCCUGCCUCCCCUCAGCCUCUUAGUAGAGCAUCUCCCCAAGCUGCAGCCAAGGCCUUAUUCAGCUGCCAGCUCCUGCCUUCAGCACCCAGGCAAGCUGAAUUUUGUCCUAAGUGUUGUCGAGUUCCCAGUAUGCUCAGGUCGUCCUGUGGGGAGGCGAGGCUUGUGUACUGGUUGGCUCGUUGACCUCGUCAACCCUGCCCAGCUUCUCCCAGGGGAGGCUGAAUCGCUGUGUCGCAUGGCCCUACCGCAGAUCCAUGUGAGUUUGAGACCUAACUGCUCUUUUCGACCUCCACCUGACACGUCAGUGCCUCUCGUAAUGGUCGGACCUGGCACGGGUGUCGCGCCCUUCAUUGGCUUCCUGCAGCAAAGGCGGGUUGUGUAAACCUAUCCUGGUGUGAAGCAGCAUUGUUCCUGAUACGACCUCGCCGAUUGACACCUCCUCUGAGAUAACAAUCACCAGUUUGUCAACAGGGGUGCCGUAUCUGCCUCUGGGCCUGACAAAACAUCCUGUUUGCAGUACAAUCAUGCUGAGACCCUUCCAUCUCGACUUCUGAUGCUAAUCGAUGCUUGUUUGCAAAAAUAAAUCUUUGAAUUCAGAUUGCUCAUGGAAGAAGUCUCUCUAAAAGGUCACAGGCUCACUAAGUGGUGGCAAAUGUUUUAUUUUAUUUAUUUAUUUAUUUUUUAAAACAAGCUCCACAGCCUGUUGUCUGGCAUUGAUCUCUGCACAAGAUUUGAUGCAAAAUGCGAUGUCUGCUUGUUUUGUUCGCAGCAGUGACGGGAGUGAAAUAAAUAUAACACUGAGCUGUCAUCUGUCAAAUCCCUCAUGACUUUAACGAGAUAAUUGAUGUCAGAGGCUAAACUUGACAAGCUUGACAACUCGCCAAAGCUUCAGGUACACCUGGACAAUCCAAUAAAAUCCUAUACAAGAGAUAAAUUAUUACAUAAUUAAAUUUGUGGUUUUAUAGAGCUAAAGCUCCAUGUUGACACUCUCAGGGAGCUAUUUUAUUUUGUCUUUCUGUGUUUGUUAGUUAACAGAACUAUACAAAACUACUAUCGAUGUUCUACUUUGUAGAAAGAAGGCACGGGUUAAAUACUGUUGUUGCACAUUUGGAUAAAUCAAUGGAUUAGUUUUUGCUUUGAUACUCCUGUAGUAUUGACCAGUGUGUAAUUUUGCAUUUGUGAUAAGCAUAGUCAUCAAUUAAUUUCAUUCAUUGAUUUGAUUUGAUUUCGGAACUGAUUGUGAAUUAAUGGCAGUUUGACUGGAUUGAGACAAAAUGAAGUGCGGUACUUGCCUGCAACCAGCACAGGUGCUGUUGAUUCAGUGUCAUAAGCUAAUUUGCCGUAUAAAGAAAACUAUAUCAGCUAUGGGUAGUUGCGCUAAAUUCACGCAGAACUCCUCCAUGCAACAAUUUUCUGCUCAAUACGUCCGUGGUGUUGGAAAUGAGAGUUAGAGAUUCUCCCAUGCCAUGAAAACAAAAAAUUAAAUGAUUCUUUAUUUUAUUUUUAUUAGAAGGUGAACUACUGUACACCUUAAAAUGGUCGCCAGUCACAUACAGAUCCCAUGUAGAUAUAGACAAGCAUUCACAUUCACACUGUCGAAGAAUGCGAGCGGAACCCACGCUGCCUGCAUAGAAGUCAGCCGAGUGAACCACUACACCAUCAGUGACCUAAUGAAACGUAACACGAUAAUUAAGAUGUUUACCAACUCUUACCCCUCGGCCCGCCCUCACUAAAUGGAGCGCUUCUGGUCCCGACCAAAUGGUGUGCUCCAAUUGCUGAUGAUCUCAUGGGAUCGUGUUGCACGCCGCCGCUGUUGAGUGUGCAGAUGCAGAGAUAUAAUUUGUAUUCAGGGAAAGGCGCCGGUGUGGCCUGCUCAGAAUGGAGCCCAGGUUGUUUCAUACUGGUAUUGAUCCCUUCAGGGCAGGCGGUGAGUGGAGACGAGCGCACGAAAAUGAGUUUACUUGGGGCUGGUUGUGGAUCAGAACAAUCUUGCCCAGGAUGCAAAAGGAAGAGAUUGGAACUACAGCCAGACGGCUUUAUUCGCAAAUCUCACAUGAGGGACACAAAAAUUAAAAGCUUCUCUCUUUUCGUUAUCAUUUGAUCAUCCUUCUGCUGAAAAUUCCUUCUUGCUUCAUUUUAAAUGUGACAUAAAACAUUACAAGUGGAAAAUGCUCACAGAUGAAAUUGACUGUGACAGUAUUAUGAAUAAUAUCUGUUCUGUCUAUCUUUUAAAGCAAUUGGAUAGCAUUUUCAAGUCUUGUGCUUUUUAAAAAAAAUCUUUGUGGAUAUUCUCAAAGUGGCUUGAACUUUCUUUUAAAUUCCAGUAAAAUACAUGCUUCCUUUUCAUGUAAAGUACAUUUUUCAUGUAGAGUUCAGUUGUAUUUCAGUUCAACACAUUUGUAAGAACUGUUUGUUUUUAAACAUUUCUGUACAUUUUUUAUUUGACUUGUAUAUUCAAGUACAGUUUUUUUAUUUUCAUAUAUUUAAGCGCAGUGGUAAUGUUGAACAUGCAUAAUGUUACAAUGUCUUACAGUAAUAUUAAAUAUUCUUUUUCAGAAUAAAA
Molecule: messenger RNA, 4276 nt
Organism: Phyllopteryx taeniolatus (common seadragon)
Lineage: Eukaryota; Metazoa; Chordata; Actinopteri; Syngnathiformes; Syngnathidae
Gene: mtrr
Product: 5-methyltetrahydrofolate-homocysteine methyltransferase reductase
Exons: 12
Coding region: 104-2095 (663 amino acids)
Biological process (GO): homocysteine metabolic process
Cellular component (GO): cytosol
Molecular function (GO): FMN binding; flavin adenine dinucleotide binding; [methionine synthase] reductase (NADPH) activity
Source: RefSeq, a predicted model, not a curated record